AAUGCCAUGAGCAGCGCACGCAACUGAUCGGGAACAGUAUGAGCAGGAACGCUUGUCGGUUCCUCCGACCGUACCUCUCGCGAAACGUCAAGCCGAUCUCGAAUCCGGACCACACGAGAAUUUGUUGUGCUAUUCAACGCCGGUUCGCUCAUGAUGCUUCUGAGGUUACAUACUCGCCAUCAUCCAGUCAUGAUGCGGAGAAGCGGUUGGCAGAGCUUAAAAAGGCGGGAGAUUUGAAGGGAUACCAUCCUCGUCUGACGGAUCAUUCCGCGGCGCAGCGGCACUCUGUCGCCACGUUUCUUGCCAAAUAUGAGGGCAUUGAAGCUGGAGACAAGCUGCUGAACGAAUCGGUGGAGAUGUUUGGAAGGGUACGGUCGCGCCGCACAGCAGGAAAUAAGCUAGUCUUCCUCGAUAUCGAGCGCCAGACUGGAAAGUUUCAGGGCAUGUGCGAUUUUGGUGUUCUGUCCGAGCACGGUGUAAGCCUAGAGGACUUCAAGCAGUUCAAGAAGAUCGUGAGGAAGGGAGACUGGUUCUCUAUCACUGGCUACCCCAAAAGGACGUCGAGCGGAGAACUUUCACUAGUUGCAACCGAGCUUCCUAAAUCAUUGGCGCCGUCACUGCACUCGAUUCCUGAAACCCUCGAGGACUUCGAGACUCUCUCGAGACAUCCACACGUUCGGCAAUUAGUCAAUCGACAAUCUGGAGAUAUCUUCAGAUUACGCAGUCGUAUAUAUCAGCUACUUCGGACAUUCCUUACCGACCGUGACUUUAUCGAAGUGGAAACACCCAUGUUUGAUGUUGGUGCAGGUGGAGCGAUUGCGAGGCCGUUUGAGACUGUGGCUACGGAGAUGAUGGGCACUACAUUACGACUUCGAAUCGCGCCGGAAUUGUCUCUGAAGAGGCUAGUCAUUGCCGGCAAUGAAAAGGUCUUUGAAAUGGGACGAGUAUUCCGGAAUGAAGGUGUUGACACCACUCACAACCCCGAAUUCACGAUCUGCGAAUUCUACGAAGUCGGCGCCACCCUCGAGGACCUCAUCCUUCGUACUGAAACCCUCUUCCGUGAAAUUUCCUCCAUGAUCCAAACCCACCAAGCCAGCGAGUUCCCAUCCACCACUCCACCAACCAUCGACUUUUCCGGCCCCUUCAACCGCCUUCCUUUCAUCCCAACAAUCGAGGCCGCCAUCGGUCAGCCCCUGACCGACCUCUCCUCCCCAGACGCUACCUCUGCCAUACUGUCCCUCUAUGAAACUCUUUCCCUCCCCGUCCCCACCAACCCCACCCUCCCUCGCCUCCUCGACGACCUCGCAGAACACUACAUCGAGCCGCUCUGCGCCACCCCAACCUUCAUAACGCACCACCCGGAAGCGCUCUCGCCCCUCUCCAAAUCCUUCCUCGAUCCCGUCACCAACCAACGAGUCGCCGCGCGCGUCGAGCUCUUCAUCAAAGGCCGCGAGUACGUCAACGCGUACGAGGAGGAGAAUUCGCCCUUCGAGCAGCGCCGCAAGUUCGAGCAGCAGCUAGGCUUCCAGCCCGCAAAAGCGGACGCCGGGGUGUGUGUGGACGAGAGCUAUAUCGAGGCGUUGGAGUGGGGGAUGCCGCCGACGGGGGGAUGGGGAUGUGGGGUGGAUAGGCUUGUGAUGCUGUUUGGAGGGAAGAAGAGAAUUGCGGAUGUGUUGCCAUUUGGAACGUUGAGGAACGUCGUUGCUAUUGCGAGGAAUGGGAAGGAUAGGUAGCCGCAAGAGGUGGCCGCGUGUAUUAUAGGGGUUUGUAAGAUUGCUUGGGGUUGUGUAGAUAUCGAGAGUACAGUACCAAGACAUGUGCUUGGGCACUCCUUGCAACUGCUUGGGG
Molecule: messenger RNA, 1848 nt
Organism: Mytilinidion resinicola
Lineage: Eukaryota; Fungi; Ascomycota; Dothideomycetes; Mytilinidiales; Mytilinidiaceae
Product: lysyl-tRNA synthetase-like protein
Exons: 5
Coding region: 39-1733 (564 amino acids)
Biological process (GO): mitochondrial lysyl-tRNA aminoacylation
Cellular component (GO): cytoplasm; mitochondrion
Molecular function (GO): ATP binding; tRNA binding; lysine-tRNA ligase activity
Source: RefSeq, a predicted model, not a curated record